AAAGUAUAAAAAUCUCAUCUCUCUGAAGUGAUUUGGUGACACUGUGAAACUGUCUGAAGAGCUACUGUGUUUGCCCUGAUGCAAACUAAUUUACAGGUUCCUUUACUCUCAGGGUAAUGAGCCAAGGUGGGGUGGAGGAAAUAGUCACCAUUGUGUUCAGUCUCAUUUGAGAAGCUCCACAUGAGAAAGCCCCAUCAUGUGAAAAGAAUUGCUCUACUUCAGUGUGUGCUGGUCUCUCCCCUGGCUUUCCAGCAUGACUGAAUGGCUUUGAAGUUUGUAAGAAAAAUGAUUUUUUAUAUCCAGUUGUUUUUCUUCAACAGCCCCAUUUAAACCUCAGAUAAAAUCUUCUGGAAUUGCCCUGAGUCAUGAGAUGGAUGCCAAAAUGACUGCCAGGACCAAGUAUCUCCUGGCCCAAAGGAUGGGCUUUGUUUUGGAGCGCAGACACAGGAACACAAGCCAGAUCCCUGAUCUCUCCAAGAAAUCACAGGAUAUAAACUGCUGCCCAAAAGCAAGCUCCGGAGAACUUCAAUAACCUCCAGGAAAGCUCUGAGGUUAGGGAGAGUAGCUCAGCCAAAGAAGACAUGAGGAGUCUGCUGGCACUGCUGAUCGUGACGCUGGCCCUGGCAGCACUCUGCUGUUGUGAGAAAGAUCCCAAAGAACCCUCCGCAUCUCUCAGCGCUGACAGCAUCAAGAUUAAAAGAGAAGUUGCCAAUGCCUUUGUGAAGAGGAAGAAGAGAUCCAGCCCUUACGAAUGGUACUUCGAGUAUUAUAAAAGUCCGAUGGAGCAGAUGCAUGAGCGCUGUGAAAACUACCCACCCUGUGACUAUCUCUCUGACCAAGUGGGAUUUGCCUUGGCCUACAACCGCUUCUUUGGGAGAUACUGAGGAUGGGAAGGCAUCUCCACUCGUUUGGCUUGGAACACUCCGAACCCCACAGGAGAAGGAAGGCUGUGGUUGGGAAGGAAGGAAGGAAAGCACCUGGACCAGCAUCUUCUUCUGCAGUCUCCCUAACCAGCUGGAACACCAAGGCAGGGAUUAUCCCACUUGUUGAGUUUUCAUUAACUUUCUUCCUUUCAUCAAUAAAGUCUCUAUUCAGACAUCUUUUGUGGUAUUUUGAGCUUCACCAGGAGACUCUGUCUUACUUCCUUCCACCUGAAUCCCCAGCACACAAUAGAUGAAAAAUGGUGAUUACUUUCAAGAUAACCACUGCAUGCCUUAGAAACAUCACUAGAUCUCCUACCCUCUUCUGCAAAAUACAGGAAGAUUAUGUAAGAAGAAUGUCACAAUGUGAUGGAUCUGAUCCUGGAAUGCUCACUAUGAAGAAGGAAGAACACCUGUUCCAAUUAGUGGGAAAGUUCAGUAUUUUUAUGUAGUAUAAUCACAUUAAAUAUGCAUUGCAGUAGGAUAAUUUUAUAAAGAUAGAAGUGUGCAAAUACUCUUGCAUAGAUAGCAAUCAGCUUCUGGUACACUCUUCUGAUUACUCUGUCAUAAACUUUGCCUGUAUAGUAACAAUAAAUAAAUCCCAAAAGGUGUGUUUAAGGAGUCCUUUUAGAUGAGCCCUUGCAUUUGUGUGUUGCUUUUCAUGACUUUAAAAAAAAGGCCUUGAAUUCUCUUGGUUUUUGGUUUUGUUUUUUUUUUUUCAACCAGUUUCUAGUGAAACUAAAAAUACUCAGCAGAACAGAAAAAAAAACCAAAACCUCUUCUCCUCUGUUGCUUUUGUAUUUAUGCUGAAAACUGAAAGUAUCUAAACAGCUAAAAAAAAAUAUAAAAAAAGAAGAAAAGAAAGCUAUAAGCAUUAUGAAAUUUAAAAAAAGUUGGUUCAAGGAUGGAUUGAAAUUGGGGCAGUUUUUUGUUUAUUCAAGACAAUUGGUAGCUAAAUAUAUAUAUUAUAUAUGGAAUAUACUACUAAUAUACUCUGUCAGCUUUCUUUCCCGGAGAGGUGGAUGGCAGAUCACACCUCCAAGGACGGGGACUGCUGAUGCUCAGGAAACUUGCAGAGACCAAAUCUCUCUGGUUACAUGUAAGCUGGUGCAACCAUCCCCAACUGCUAAUUGCAAUAAAUACUGCUUAUGUA
Molecule: messenger RNA, 2073 nt
Organism: Poecile atricapillus (Black-capped chickadee)
Lineage: Eukaryota; Metazoa; Chordata; Aves; Passeriformes; Paridae
Product: osteocalcin-like
Exons: 4
Coding region: 582-884 (100 amino acids)
Biological process (GO): bone development; regulation of cellular response to insulin stimulus; osteoblast differentiation
Cellular component (GO): extracellular region
Molecular function (GO): hydroxyapatite binding; structural constituent of bone; calcium ion binding
Source: RefSeq, a predicted model, not a curated record